AUGGCACCAAGUCAACAAGUACAAGACGUAGAGUCCCAGCUUGUGGAGGAAGCACCCGAGCACUGUCCCGGCCCACAGUCCGAGCUCGCGGGUAAGCAAGACGCAUGUCAAGGCUGCGCAAAUCAAGAAAUAUGCUCCACGCAGAUCCCCAAGGGGCCCGACCCGGACUUGCCCCAAAUCUACACGCGGAUGCAAGGCAUCCGCCACAAGAUCUUGGUGCUACUGGGCAAAGGCGGCGUGGGCAAGUCCACAUUCACCUCGAUGCUCAGCUGGGCCAUCGCGGCGGACGAGGAGUUGGAGGUGGGCGCGAUGGACUUGGAUAUCUGUGGCCCGUCGUUGCCCCGCAUGCUCGGGGCGUCGCUGAAUGAAACCGUGCACCAGUCCAACGCUGGCUGGAGCCCUGUCUACGUCGCCGAUAACUUGGGGGUGAUGAGCAUCGGGUUUAUGCUCCCUGAUGAUGAGACGGCCGUGAUUUGGCGCGGCGCGAAAAAGACGGGGCUCAUUAAGCUGUUUUUGCGUGAUGUCGAUUGGGGCGCGCUCGAUUACCUUGUGGUGGAUACGCCGCCGGGCACGAGCGAUGAGCAUUUGUCGGUGACGUCGCUCAUGAAGGAGGUAGGUAUCGAUGGCGCGUUGAUUGUGACUACGCCGCAAGAAGUGGCGUUGUUGGACGUGCGGAAGGAGAUUGAUUUUUGUCGCAAGGCCGGUAUUAAGAUCUUGGGCGUGGUUGAAAAUAUGAGCGGGUUCGUGUGUCCCGGGUGCAAAGGGGUCAGCCAGAUCUUCAAAGCUACUACUGGUGGCGGCGCCAAGUUGUGCGAGGAGUUGGCGAUCCGGUUCUUGGGAAGCGUGCCGCUAGAUCCCAGGAUUGGGCAGUGCUGCGAUGCCGGAGAAAGCUUUUUCGACCGGUAUGCUGACUCGCCUGCCGCGGGGGCGAUUUUGGACGUUGUGGAUAGCCUACGGGACGAAGUUGAAGGUGUAGCUGAUGGAGGUGGUAGUGAAAAUGGGCUCGAUGUAGACGGGUUAAGGAUUGAGGAUUGA
Messenger RNA from Lodderomyces beijingensis, 1035 nucleotides. Lineage: Eukaryota; Fungi; Ascomycota; Pichiomycetes; Serinales; Debaryomycetaceae. The record is from the annotation of a GenBank genome assembly.